Messenger RNA from Neocloeon triangulifer, 1886 nucleotides. RefSeq lists its product as uncharacterized. Lineage: Eukaryota; Metazoa; Arthropoda; Insecta; Ephemeroptera; Baetidae. The record is from RefSeq and is a predicted model, not a curated record. The transcript is spliced from 4 exons. The coding region runs from base 273 to 1427 and encodes 384 amino acids.
GCGUGCGGCCUCCUUGCGUGCGGCUGAACUCAACAUGCAUGUCUCUCUCUUGUUUUGAUUACAACAAAAUUCUUUUACCAGGGCCGCAGCAAGUUGAGAAAAACGUGUCCAGUUAAAAUUAAAAUAUUUCAAUUGUUGAAGCAGUAGGAAAAAGGAAAAAGGAUCGAGAGGAGGUUUUGGCAUUCGAUUGUUGGUAUAACCGUCAGUGAAGAAUUCUUUAUUCUUUAUUUUAAAUCAACCUGGCUGAACGAUUGCUACUCUUAACGCGCAACAUGGAAGGCAUCAAGAGCAAAAAGAAUUUCAUUAAAUACGACGAAAUCAAGAGAUUGCUGAAGCUGCCCGAAUUCAAAGGCAUCAGAUGCGCCAAUUCCUACAACAACUUCGUUGUUACUCUGCCGUCAUCGAGCGAAGUUUCCAACUCUGCAAGUUCCAGCUUGAUCAACAUCCCUGCUGAGAUUUUGCGAAACAACAAUAGUGGAUCAUUGCUGAGGGUUCCGAGUGGAGACCAUGGUCCAGACAACGAGAACAAAGAGAACGUUGCAAGGAACAAUGCCUGGAGUGAAGAAGAUGGCGCCUGGACAAAUACAAAAGAAUCCUCAGGUGUUCAAAUUCCGUACAGCAGCAUUCCUGAUCUCCUGAGUGGUUAUGAUGAGUACCUGAAAGCAUUCUACAAUGGCAGCAGCAAUGGUGUUCUCAGGGUGACAACUCAAGGCACCCUUUCACUCAGCUUUGGCACAGGCAUGCAAGUCGAUGUAUCUAUCAAUGGUGCCAUUCGAGUUGUUAAUCCUAAGGCUCACAUUGCCAUUGGAAUCAACCACGACGGUUUGGCCACUGCUGUGAUGCACCCCAUGGGCAGAGUGCACCAUGAAGGCGAAACUGCCCUCCUGAUGGCUUGGGACAUGCAGAACGGCAUCCAUAAGUAUGCCAAAUUGUGGCCGGACAAGUCAUCCUUCAAGUCGAGUGACAUGUCCUUCUCCUACACCAUGGACUCUGCAGGCACUCGAACUACCAUGACUCAACUGCCGAAGAUCUCCACCAAUGACAUUUCGCUCCCAGUCUUCUACGACACCUCCCCUCAUGGCUCUCAAUUCAAAAAUGAGGCCGAAGCAGCCAUGAAUGGAGCCAAAUCUUACACUGACGCCCAGGGCUUUCAUGUCUGGAAAUUUUGCAAUGUUAUCAUCAAGUACCUGGACGGUGAACUCAGAAUUGCAAGGCCACCAACAGUGCAUAUGAGAACUUCAGCAGUUACUGGUUGUCUGGGAAUUUCCACUGACGCACUUCAUUGCACUGCCACUCAGGGAGACAUGUGCCACAUGUUUGUCCGCUUUGGAUUAAACAAAAUGCACUACAAUGGACAGAACUUCAAGAUCAGAACACAAGGUCAAUCUGCUGGCUUUGACGAGCAGAAUAGAAUCACAUUGUUUUAAUUGCUGCGAAGAGUUGAAAAGAAUAUGUAAAAUCAAGUUUACUGUAUAAGAAAGAAAAAGACUGUAUUGAAUGUUCUAGUGGAAAAGUUGCUUUUAGUCUGAAAAAAUGUGUUCUUGUCAUUAAUAUAAAACUGAAUUAUUGUGAGCAGAAAGCACGCUAUGAUUUCAAACUGAUUCACACUCGGACAUUAAAUGUGAAAGUGCUACCUUGUGGCUGCUUGAUAUAAUGUUAAGAUUUUUUUCUUGUGAAGUAUAAGUUUUUGUUGAUAAAACGGAAUGAUGAAGAUGAAAUUAAAUAAAUGAAGUGAUUUAUGAGAUAUAUGCCCUGAAAUAAAAUAUAAUUUUCAAUACAUUUGUAAUAUUUAGAUAAUAAGAGAAUUUAUUCUCAUAAAAAUGGGAGGGGGAAAGAACAAACCAAUUAUUUUGUUAACGAAUAUAAUAAACUCAAAUUUAUUACCA